AUGAAACUCCUCGAUAGUGUCUGUGAGACUCUCACGAGGGCUCUGGGUCUAUCUUCCUUGUCACCAUGGGGCCACGAUGCCAACAACCAGCAGGCUGUCGGCCCUAUCAUACACAAUGUGGGACCUGGGGCAGGCGCCAAGAGCUCCAAGGCAGGCCACACAAACACCAAUUACUACGAGCCACGGCUGCCGGGGAUGGAAGGUUACAAACUCGAGAACAAAGUGCUCGAUAAGGUCGAGGCCAAGGCGACCACACAGCAGAUCGUCGACCAAACCCGGCUCAAUGUUGGCCGUCCACCACCAGAGGUCCUUCCACCGGGUCCUAUAUUUGCCCCACCGAACUCAAAUAUGGACUUCAUCUGCGAUUACUCAGCGAUGCGAGGGUGGAAGCAUACCGCAGGGCCGGGCAAGCGAAACCAAUGGCUUGAGAAACCCAUCUCGGAAUCUAGCCCUGAGGGAGGCGUCUUCGACAUCUUCACAGACUAUGAUCGAUUUGCCCCGAUUGGCGUUACUCGCAAGUAUCACCUCAACGUAACGGACCAGAACAUCAACACCGAUGGAGUCAACCGCCCAGAUGGCGGCAAGGUCUUCAACGGCCAAUAUCCAGGGCCCUUGCUCGAGGGCUGCUGGGGUGACACGAUGGAAAUCACGGUCGAGAAUCACUUGAAGUAUAACGGCACCACGGUCCACUGGCAUGGCGUACGGCUCCUGAAUGCCUUCGAGCACGACGGCGUCAAUGCCAUCACCCAGUGUCCCAUCGCGCCCGGAGAUAGCUACACCUAUAAGUUCAAAAUCACCCAAUACGGCACCUCAUGGUAUCACAGCCAUUACUCACUUCAAUACGCUGAUGGUCUUGCUGGCCCCCUGACUUUCUACGGACCGUCCGCAGGAGAUUACGACGUGGCCCUUGAUCCUUACCUAUUUGGCGACUGGAGCCAUAAUAGCGCCUUUGAAGACUAUGCCGUGGAACUCCAUGACCCUCCAGCGCAUAUGACGACCGUCAUUCUCAACGGUAGAGGAUUCUACAACUGCGAGAACAACGCCAAUCCUGACUGCAGCAAUAACACCCUGAAGGUGGAUGCUCCACCAAUCUACGAGCAAGUAUUCGAGAGGGGACGACGAUACCUCAUGCGCCUGAUCAACACCUCGACCGCCUCGACCUUCAUCUUCUCCAUCGACAAGCACAUCCUCAAGAUCAUCACCUCGGACUUCGUAGCCAUCGAGCCCUACUAUGCGGAUUCCAUCCUCGUCGGCAUUGGCCAACGCUACAACGUAAUCGUCGAAGCCAACCCCUCGAACGACCUCAUCCCCGACGAAGAUCAGAACUACUGGAUUCGUAUCACCGGCGCCGACGGCUGCUUCGACAUCGAAGAAGAGCAGAAGAACGAGAAACUGGGCAUCAUCCGAUACAAUGAGGGCAGCCGCAAGACACCGACAACCAAAGCGUUCGAGUUCUCGAAAGUGUGCCGGGAUGAGCCGCUGAGUAGCUUGGUGCCCGUCGUGUCCAUGGAGGUGACGGCGCGCGAGCACCCCGCUAAUAGCAUCGACCCCGACACAGGCGACAACUUCGAAGUCGGCGUCGAAGUCGGCAACGCGAACUACACCGUCCCGCACGGCAACUUCUCACGGUGGGACAUCCUGGACACACCAAUGUGGCUCAACUUCUCCGACCCAACGAUCGACCACAUCGGCGACAAGAACUGGAACCCAGCCGAAUACGCGCUCAUAACCGAAGACUACGAGCGCGACAGCUGGGUCUACAUUGUCAUGACGGUCGCGGGCACCGACGCGCAGAAGAAGGCCGGCAAGCGCGUCUUCGUCCCCGUCGCGCACCCCAUGCAUCUGCACGGCCACGACUACAUCAUCCUCGCGCAGGAAGACCGCGCCUUCCAUCCCGACGACGUGAAGAAUGGGACGUUCAAGUACGACAACCCUACGCGCAGGGAUGUGGCGCUUUUGCCGAGGAAUGGGUACUUAGCGGUGGCGUUCCGCACGGAUAAUCCGGGCUUGUGGAUUAUGCACUGCCAUAUUGCGUGGCAUGCGAGUAGCGGGCUGGCGCUGCAGGUGAGGGAGAAUGAGCAUUUGAUUAAUCUGGAUGAGGAGACGGUGAAGGAGAAGGAUCGGGUUUGUAAUAAUUGGAGGAAGUGGGAGGCCGAUAGUAAGAAUUGGUUUAAUCCGCAUGAGUUCCAGGAGGACUCGGGGAUUUAG
This is a messenger RNA of Bacidia gigantensis, 2208 nucleotides long. RefSeq lists its product as uncharacterized. Lineage: Eukaryota; Fungi; Ascomycota; Lecanoromycetes; Lecanorales; Ramalinaceae. Gene Ontology annotation, molecular function: copper ion binding; oxidoreductase activity. The coding region runs from base 1 to 2208 and encodes 735 amino acids. The record is from RefSeq and is a predicted model, not a curated record. The transcript is spliced from 6 exons.